AUGUCUGCUCAGCACACCUAUGGAAUCGAGACGGAUUCUAUGACAUUGCAGCGGUUUGUGCUGGCUGAGCAGCGUAAACAUCCUGAAGCCACCGGUGAUCUCACAAAUCUUCUCACUUCACUUCUUACUGCAUUUAAGGCAAUUUCAAGCGCGGUACGAAAGGCCGGCUUGGCUAAUCUCUAUGGUAUUGCAGGCAACACCAACGUUCAAGGAGAAGAGGUCAAAAAGCUGGAUGUUCUUAGUAAUGAGCUGAUGAUCAACAUGAUACGCUCAUCGUACACGUGUUGUGGAAUGGUUUCGGAGGAGAACGAUAACAUAAUCGAAGUUGACGAGGGUAAACUCGGCAAGUACAUUGUAACCUUCGAUCCGCUAGAUGGGUCUUCGAACAUCGAUUGCCUUGUCUCAAUUGGUUCGAUUUUCGGUAUUUGGAGAAAAGCUUCCGACGACGUAGCUCCUGCAACGAAAGCCGAUUUCAUGCAGCCGGGCAGUGCUAUGGUAGCUGCCGGAUAUUGCCUGUACGGUUCCGCCACUAUAGUCGUACUUUCCACUGGAGACGGUGUGAACGGAUUUAUGCUUGAUCCGGUAAAUGAUUAA
This is a messenger RNA of Ostertagia ostertagi, 594 nucleotides long. NCBI's taxonomy places the organism in Eukaryota, Metazoa, Nematoda, Chromadorea, Rhabditida, Trichostrongylidae. The record is from the annotation of a GenBank genome assembly.